AUCUGGGGGACUUUUAUAAAAGUGUUGCGGCAAUCAUUUUGAAAUUACGUUAAUCAACACACAGGACUUUACUACACGUGUCUGUUUAUUUAAAUGAUUAUGUUAUAUGUUGUGUUACAUUAUAGUCUUGUCUAGCAUGCGAUUUGACGUUACCAUACACUUUAUCUUAUCAGCAUUUAUUUAUAAUGUCAGUUGGGUUUUGGGGUAGGGCACAGGUGGACAUCAUUUCCCAUGAUGCAUUUCACCCAUGACGAACGCAGCGGGAGGAGCGUCCCUAUUUUUCACUCUCCAUUUUUUAUAUUUACCAUAUUUAUUUAUUUAUUUAUUUGUUUUUUCCAGCAGCAGUAUGAAGCGCGUUGGCGUCGGGAUUAUUUAGCAUCAGUAUUGUGUGACGACUGGAACCUAACGCGUUAUUUUACAUGACACACACGCACACACACACACACACACACACACACCUUCAGCAGAGCAACACAAUAGGAAAGACGAACAAAAGCCACGUUUAUCCGUCUCUGCUGUUUUCUCUCAUUCCAGGCGAUCAUUGGGGAAUAACAGGCGAACGCAACAAUGUGCGUUUAAAUGACAACAGAGUGUUUGGAUACACAUGUGAAGAUCUGAUCUCAUGUUUUAGGAUUGAAUCGCCUGUGAGAGCAGCACGUUGAGAGCUGAGGGCUGGACCCGGAGAGCACCACAGAUUGUCAGAGAUCGGAACUUAUCUCAUCUCGCAAGAUUGUUAUUGAUCGUCGAUGAUAAAUGUUCGGUGAUAACGGAUGGUGUGGUGUGUUAGUGAACGGCGUUUGGAGGAGUCACUCAUGUGCGUGAAAAAAGACUGGUAGCAGGAAAGACGAGCCCAGAAACAAGGAAGCGAUCUUUUUCUGUCUCUAUCUCCCCCCCUCUCUUACUCUCUCUUAUUGUGUUUUCACAAGAAAACAUCAUUCUAAUGCUCGAUCAAGGAGUAUGCGACUCCACACAAGUUGAAUGCAGAGGGGAUGUCUGGCAGUAAGGCGCUGGGAGGGGCGCGGCGGCGACGGACACGUUGCCGGCGCUGUCAAGCCUGCAUGCGGACUGAGUGCGGCGAGUGCCACUUCUGCAAAGACAUGAAGAAGUUUGGUGGACCGGGCCGGAUGAAGCAGUCGUGUCUGCUCAGGCAGUGCACUGCGCCGGUGUUGCCUCACACAGCCGUGUGUUUUGCGUGCGGUGAAGCGGGGAAGGAGGACACGGUGGAGUCUGAGGAGGAGAAGUUCAGUCUGUCUCUGAUGGAGUGCACCAUCUGUAAUGAGAUCAUUCACCCCAGCUGUCUGAAGAUGGGUAAAUCUGAAGGCAUCAUUAAUGACGAGAUCCCAAACUGCUGGGAGUGUCCAAAGUGCCACAAGGAAGGAAAAACCAGUAAGGAUCAGGGAGACGGUUUAGGAAAGAGACGGAUGGACAACGGAGAGGUGAGUCGCUGGAAACUGACCGACGAUCCGCCACCGAGUAAAAAGAAGCCGGCGUCUCUGGAAGACACGGCUCGUCAGGAUGGACAUAAGCGCAAGAAAGAGAAAGAUCUGCCUCAGGAGAGCGCUUCCAAAAAGAAGGUCAAGGGCGCCCGUGAUAAGCACCUGAAAAAGAAAAUGAAACCCAACUCCUCCGACUCUUCUGAAGCAAACGGGCCCAACUCGUCUUCAGCUGGAGGCCACGGUUCUUCUGGAGGUUCCGCUGCAGCGCAGGCCUCAUCUUUAACUCCAAGCCUGGACCAGCGCUCUCAUCACCGUGAGAAACUGGAACGCUUCAAACGCAUGUGUCAGCUUUUUGAGCGAGUGCCGGACUCUAGCUCUUCCUCAUCGUCCAGUUCUGAAAGUGACUCCGAAUCGGUCUCUGAAUCACCAUCUCCUGCCGCCGCCUCCGAACCGUCCUCUCCGACCCCCACGUACGGCAACAGCAGCGCCCGCGAACGCAGUCGGCGUCUGGCAGAACUGGGCUUCAGUGCCAGCGAGGACUCUGAAGGUGAGAGUUUCGUAGCAGAAAAGGAGCAAGACAACACGGACGAGCCACAGCCACAGCGGCGUCGGGGAGAGGCGACCCACAGGGUGCGUAAAGUGGUUAUGGACACGGAAGCUGACGAUGAGGAAGGCUCAGGGGACCGCACUCGCAAGACCGCCACGCUGGCCCCAUCAUCGCCACUGUCAACGACCCAAGCACCGCCCAGCGGACACGGGCUUACGUCGGAGGGUGUGUCCUCAUCCAGACGCACUAAUGGACAGGAGGCACGCAACGGCCGCACGCGGGCGGGCGGUCGAGAAACUCAAGAGAAGGAGAAUUCCAACAGCGGUAGCGUGGCUAAUCACCGGCAUGGAGCCGCUAAGUCCGUACGUGGCAGCAAGAUUCGCAGCGGAAGCCGGCAAGGCCAGAACAUUCCCUCAAAUAAGAGCGGGGAUACGACAGCGGUGGGUUCUGGGACUGCUAAUGGCAGUAGUGCCACAUCGAACCUGUCGAACCCCGUCAGUGGCUCGCUGCCGUUGCAUCGCUCUCAGCAGUCCCGCUUGGGGCCCACGCGCUCUCAGCUGGUGAAGCGUAGUCCUGCCGCUGUGCCCUCCCCUCCGAGGCCUGUACAGAUGGAGCGGCACUUGGUCCGUCCGCCACCUGCCUGCCCUGAGCCGCACUGUUUGCUGUUGGACGGCGGCGCUUCGCACGUGCUGCCGAGGGAGGUGUGGCUUCGUGUCUUCCAACACCUCAGUCAACGGCAGCUGUGUGUCUGCAUGCGGGUCUGCCGCACCUGGAGCCGCUGGUGCUGUGAUAAGAAGUUAUGGACACAGAUUGAUUUGAGUCGACAGCGCUCCAUAACGCCCAUAAUGCUCAGUGGUAUUAUCCGUCGACAGCCGGUAUCUCUGAACCUCGGUUACACUAAUAUCUCUAAAAAGCAGCUGAUGUGGCUGAUAAACCGUUUACAAGGUCUGCUGGAGUUGAACGUGUCGGGCUGUCCGUGGUCAUCAGUUUCAGCGCUCUGUCAAUCUGUGUGUCCGUGCCUCUGGCUCCUGGAUCUCAGUCGGGUGGAGGAUCUCAAAGACUCGCACCUUAAAGAACUGCUGGCUCCGCCCUCUAAUGACACACGCUCAGCUCAUGGAGAAAACCGAGGUGGACGUUUCCAGAAUGUGACGGAGCUGAGGCUGGCUGGUUUGGAGGUGACGGACGCUGUGUCCCGCCUCUUAGUGAGAUAUCUGCCUCAUCUGACCAAACUGGACCUGAGUCAUUGCUGCCACAUCACAGAUCAGACCAUCUACACACUGACAUCACCAAUGUCUCCGCUCCGAGAGAGUCUAACACACGUCAACCUGUCAGGGUGUGUAAAGGUGACGGAUCAGUGUUUGUCUCUGUUGCGUCGCUGCGUGUCGCUGCAGAGCGUUGACUUGCGUUCAUGCGGCACGCUCGCCCCGGACAUCUGCCAACUGCACUGCUUCCCCUCUCCUGAAGACAGACUGCUGCUGAAGAACAGCUAAAAACACACAACACAACACACACACACACACUGACGCUCUUACUCCCUGGAUCGGACAAAUCAAAUCCAUGUACAUAUAUAACUGUGUGUGUGUGUGUGUGUGUGUGUACAUUUGUAGUUUGCUGUAAAUUAUUUACCCGUGUACACAGAUCCCGCCCCCUCAUCCUGAAGUCCCGCCCCCUCUCCUAUGCCGAAUGUUGAAUUUAUCCGAGCGUGUGUGAAUGUGACGGAGGUGACGCCGCGGUGUGGUUCCCGUGGGACAGCUGUCACUCUCUUCAGCUCUGCUGUUAACAUGUAAGGUGACGGAUGUCUUCUGUCCGUGGGUCAUUUCUCUCUUCGGGUCAGGAUGCUUGCUGUGUCCAUUCACCGUCUACUCUCUGCUUUCUAUUCCUCUUGUGUUUCUAUAAGCUGAAAGUCUGAGGGCUUGUCUUUGAUUUACUGUCUCCAUUAAAGCUGCUGCUGACCCGCCGGCGUCACUCGUGCUGACCCACCGGUGUUUUCGAAGCAUGGUUCAGUAUUAUCAUGAAACCCAAAGCAAGCACGGAUUGAACCGGACUAUGUCAUCCUCUUCCGUGCCAUCAUGUGCACGCUGACAUCGCCGUCUGUUUCUUCCUAAAGCAGCUUGUGUUUAAUCUCCCGCAGCUUCCAGAAUGCGAUGCAUGUCGACAUCUUGCACUGACUGUAUUCCUUGCACACUUUACUUCAGUAUUGGGUCCAGUACAUCACAGCUGAAUGUGUUUGACGGCAGUACGGGAAGAAAUGACAGAAUUCCAUUGCGCUGUUGUAACUCCACAGACGGCAUCCUCCCUUAAAAGUGAACUCAAAAGACCACCACCAUGAUGUAGUUGCAACUGCGGAACCUGAAAUGUUUUUGACACCAUAUUGAUACAAAUGAUCCUUAUCGUGAUGUUUUAUUUCAUGUACAUUUUAGGGAUCAUGUUCUGUGCCGUUUAACUUGAGUUACCUCCAUCUGAAAUGACCUGUGCGUAGAUAACGGUUACAUAUCAAACACUGACUUCAGCAUAUGUUUGUUUUGAAAGGAAUCGAAUCGAAACAAAGCCGACAGAUGACAGAUUCCUAUGUCAUCUUGAUGUGUUUCGUAUGGGUUCAAAGGCCACGUUACAGAAAUGCCAUGUCUGAACUGAACUGAGUAUUGGGUUUGGAUCCAUAGUACUAUAUCUUGCCAAAAUGUCCUUUUUUCUUUUUUUCUAUUUUUUGGUUUUUCAUAUUUCUUCCAUUGCAUUGAUCUAAGUGAUUAAAGAUAGAUAAAACAAUGAGAAAAAGAGAAACUCAAGGCAGCUACUAUAAGAGUGACUACUGUAAAAUGUCUAACUAAAUAAAGACAGUGGGGUUGUUUUUA
Messenger RNA from Triplophysa dalaica, 4832 nucleotides. RefSeq lists its product as uncharacterized. NCBI's taxonomy places the organism in Eukaryota, Metazoa, Chordata, Actinopteri, Cypriniformes, Nemacheilidae. Bases 990 to 3473 code for a protein of 827 amino acids. Gene Ontology annotation, biological process: regulation of transcription by RNA polymerase II; protein demethylation. The transcript has 11 exons. Gene Ontology annotation, molecular function: protein binding; transcription coregulator activity; zinc ion binding. The record is from RefSeq and is a predicted model, not a curated record.